AUGCGUAAAUGUCCAAAGUACAUUCACCCUCGAGCACCUGUCGGUGAAGUGAUCUUAAUUAAAUCAGAUAGGAAUGACGAUCACUACGCUGACAGCAAGAAAUCAUCGCAGAAGGUCAUUGACAAGGUACUGCUGCAGGCGGCACUGGUGUGGGACGAAGUAGCCGGUGCUCCGGCGAAGAGGAACGAUAUACUAGCCGGUACGGAAUUCCUGUCAGUCUUCAUAAACGGCGCCAUGGCCACGCCGCCCCAGCGACGCAGAGGUUUCAGGCGGGGCGGACAGGGGCAGACGGCAUCAUCGACUGCAGCGGCAGCCGGAGAUAGCGCGACAGCGGAAUCUCAUCAGCACGAGGCGUCGAUCUACCGAAUAUCGCGGAAUCCCGGCAACAGACAGGUCGUGCCAAGAGCGCGGAAUACAAACGGCCGAGAAGAGAUCGUUAGAUUCUACCCAAUCAGCCACAAAACGCUGGAGAACAGGCAGCAGAAUCUGGCGUCGUUGAUAGAUGAACUGAGCACUACUAGUGACAUCUCUUCAACGCGAUUGACGUCACAGAGCUCGAGUACCACGGUCACGUCUGUGACGACCCGAGAUAAGUCUUCAGCUAGGACAAACGCGACUAGCAUUUCAUCCAACAAAGGAGUUAGCAGACAGAAGGUGAUCGGAGUUAGCGUGACGUCCACCGUCGAAGCAACGCCGUAUAAAGUCAGGGUGGAGCACUACGACAACACUGACGCGUCCACUGUCAGCCGGCUAUCAAGCGCCACUAACAGUUCCUUUAAAGAAUCGACGAGAGAAUCAAACUACACCUCUAGCAGAGCACCGAUUACGAAAGUGUCGACAGCUACUUCGACGGUGAAACCAACGACGACAGCUGCAACGACAGCUACGCCCAGAACGACGACCACGGUGACACCACCACCUUCCAGUUUCGUCACAGAGGAUCUCAGUAAUAUCGUGUCCGAAUCGAACAGAAGCGAGUUCUCGGUGGACGAGGGAUCGCCAAGCACCAGCUGGCGGGCUCAGAGUUCAGUGACUCCGAGGCCAGUGAACAGGCACACGCCUGCUAUCACUGAACAUCGUUUAGAGACUAACAAUAGCUCUCAUAAUCCACCGGAGGACAUGAUCACCCUACCAACGGAGGAGAACUACGAGCUGCCAGAAGAAGACUCAGAGCCGAAGGAGUUCAACGAGGAGCCAAUGGAGGUUCAUUCGGAGCGUUACCAGGCUCAGGGACGGAAAGCUGGAAGACACUACGACGCGUCCCAUUACAACCGUCCAGGAACGAAAGUCUACAGUCAAUCAUCGAAGAACUACAAAUCAGCUCGUCCUUAUAGCGAGCCAGCGAAGGUGUACAGUGAGCCUGAGAAGGUAUAUGGAGAGCCAGCUAAAGUGUACGGUGAGCCAGCCAAGGUGUACAGUGAACCAGCUAAAGUCUACAGUGAACCAGCGAAGGUGUACAGCGAACCAGCGAAAGUCUACGGUGAGCCAGAAAAAGUGUACUCAGAGCCCUCUAGGGUCUACUCUGAACCAGCUAAAGUCUACUCCGAGCCAGCAAAAGUCUACUCGCAGCCCGCCAAAGUGUACAGUGAACCAAGCAGGGUUUACGACUCAGAGGGCCAACCGUUGAGUUACGAACGUGACGGGGAACCGGGUGAACAGAACUACGAGGUGGAUGAAUCUGUUAGUGUUAGCAGUAGCGGGAACGUUCACGGGCCCCAGCUGAUGCUGACAGAGCCCUCGAACGCGUCCGAGGUCGAGGAUGGACACAAAGUUGGGUACGUGGUCGAGGGCAGGAACUACAGAAAGUACAGGGUCGAAGAGAGAACCCCGGACGGUUUCAUUGUCGGUGAAUACGGGGUAGUUAGUCACGACGACGGUUCCUUGAGGGGUGUCCGGUACACCGCGGACGGCACCAUCAACCCACGGCUCAUUUAUGACGCGCUGAUGAAGUUUCUUGCCCUGUGA
Molecule: messenger RNA, 1965 nt
Organism: Dufourea novaeangliae
Lineage: Eukaryota; Metazoa; Arthropoda; Insecta; Hymenoptera; Halictidae
Product: serine-rich adhesin for platelets
Exons: 2
Coding region: 1-1965 (654 amino acids)
Source: RefSeq, a predicted model, not a curated record